UCUAUGGUCUCAGCUCCUCCCACUUACCUAACACCUUGCUCGUUAGUGGCCUUGAACUAAUUGCAAGCUGCAGGAGAGAGAGAUAAAAGUGCGUGGAUGUUUUAGACAUUGAAACUGCAACAAAAACAACAAGAAGACAAACAUACCCUGUAGCAUUCCCUAUACGCAAGACUCCCAGUGUAUCAUGGAAGAAACUGCUACUGCAGCAAACAAACAAGCAGAAGCAGAGGAAAUACAAAAACCGAGGCCAUCAUGCAUGGAGAGGGGCCCAGGUCCUGCAAGGUACAUGCUGCCUAGCACUUGCGGUCAUGUCAAGCACGAUCCUACUAAAGUAUCAAAACCAGCUUACUCGUUUGGCACAAAACCUAAAAAAGCUUCAGCGAUGAAUAGUCCGGGGCCAGUGUACUUUUUAAAUCCAUACAUCACGAGAAAUGGCAUGUCCACAAUGCCUUCUUUUACAAUGUAUGGACGGAUCAAUCUGCCAUCCGGAUCAGGGAAUUAUCCUUCUCCAGAUACGUAUCACAUUGAAAAUACCAAGCCGCUUAAAACAGCUCAGCCACCCUCCUUCUCAUUUGGGAGUCGCACAAAAUAUCUUAAAAAAGACAAUGUCCCGAGUCCUAGUACAUACACACUGCCACCAAUGAUAGGACCGCGUGUGGUUAACAAGAAAAGUGGAUCAGCUCCUUCAAUGACUGGUAGGUCAUUAAUUGGGAGCUUUCAUCAGGAUUUUCAAAAGACUCCUGGGCCUGGAACUUAUAAAGUAACUGAUUCAUCUGUUACUUCAACAAAAUGUCCCUCUUACACUUUGAAAGGACGCAAUUAUCCGGCGGCAGCUCGUAGCCAGGCACCUGCACCUGGGACCUACAAACCUGAAAAUGUUAAAGUGGAUAAGAGGAUUUACCCCUCAUAUUCGUUUGGCGUCAGACACUCUGACUACCUUACCAGCUUUGUUGAAAUGGGGCUCUACUAAUUAAUAUUCAUAACCUCGUUAAUAGUAGACACUUAAGAUUUAAUAAUAACCA
Molecule: messenger RNA, 1022 nt
Organism: Amphimedon queenslandica
Lineage: Eukaryota; Metazoa; Porifera; Demospongiae; Haplosclerida; Niphatidae
Product: outer dense fiber protein 3-like
Exons: 5
Coding region: 185-970 (261 amino acids)
Cellular component (GO): cytoskeleton
Source: RefSeq, a predicted model, not a curated record